This is a messenger RNA of Strongylus vulgaris, 408 nucleotides long. The record is from the annotation of a GenBank genome assembly. NCBI's taxonomy places the organism in Eukaryota, Metazoa, Nematoda, Chromadorea, Rhabditida, Strongylidae.
AUGAAUAUUUCUCAAGAAGUGGAAGAAUGCGGGUUUUUUGAGGGAUACACACUUCAGCGUUUCAUCAUCAUUACAGCCUUCUCAACGGUUUCUCUUUUCGGUGUACUGGCUAAUACUUUGCUGAUGGCCGUCUUUUGGAGGACUCUUCCUGUUUCCGUACAUUUAGCCUGUCUUGCAUCAAUGGAUAUGCUCAUAUGUCUUACAUAUCUGCUACUAUUUGGUGUAGAUGCCGGAUUCGUUUAUCUCAAAGACAAGACGUUAUUUUUCCUUUACCAUCGCUACAUUGUGCCGAUAUUCUUCAUAGCAAAGACUGUUCAGUUUGCUAUACCAUUUCUUCUUAUUCUUAUAACACUUGAAAGAUAUGUUUGGACUACAAAAAAGAGGACCAGGUGCUCUAUUUUACUUUGA